This is a messenger RNA of Lodderomyces jiufengensis, 1020 nucleotides long. It is a transcript of the gene SAS2, whose product is annotated as Sas2p. NCBI's taxonomy places the organism in Eukaryota, Fungi, Ascomycota, Pichiomycetes, Serinales, Debaryomycetaceae. The record is from RefSeq and is a predicted model, not a curated record. The transcript has a single exon. The coding region runs from base 1 to 1020 and encodes 339 amino acids. Gene Ontology annotation, molecular function: histone acetyltransferase activity. Gene Ontology annotation, biological process: regulation of DNA-templated transcription.
AUGCUGUUAAUAACUACUAAUACCACCACCAAGGAACCAAAUACAAAAGUUGCUUCUUAUUAUGGUCAAUCACUUAAACCAAAUAUAGGUAAAUUAACGUUUGGAAAUUAUGAAUUUAAACCAUGGUUUGGAAAUCCUGCUUAUUUUUAUCCAACUGAAGGUAAGUAUGAUAUGUUAGGUUAUAAUUAUUCGAAUAUGGUUACUAUGGAUCCAAAUAAGAGAACAAGACUGAAAAACUACAAUAAAAAUGAUUGUUAUGUGGAUCAUUUAUAUAUUUGUGAAUAUUGUUUUAAAUAUAGUAUUGAGGAGAAUGAAAUAAUACAACAUUGGUCAAAAUGUAAAUAUAAUACUGAUAAACCAAAUAUUGGGAGAUUAGUUUAUCAUGAUGAAAAAAAAAGAAUUAUGAUUAGAGAAAUUCAAGGUUAUAAAGAUCUUUUAUUUUCUCAAAAUCUUUCACUAUUUGGUAAAUUAUUCUUGGAUGAUAAAAGUGUAUAUUAUAACUUAGAUCAUUUUAAUUUUUAUAUUUAUUAUGGAAUAGAUGGAAGAACUUCAAAUUAUAUACCAAUGGGGUUUUUCUCAAAAGAAAUGAUUGCAUAUGAUUUAACAACAAAUUUAGCAUGUAUUUGUGUAUUUCCUCCAUUUCAAAAUAGACAUAUCGGUUCAUUAUUAAUUGAGUUCCUGUAUGAAUUAGCUAAUAAAUCACAAUUUUGCAGUGGACCUGAAAUCCCAUUAUCACCAUAUGGUAGAAUUGUAUACCUAAAGUAUUGGUCUAAGAAAUUAGCAUCAAUAAUAUGGGAAGAACAAAGAAAUGGGAAAUUAAAUUUUAGUCUUGAUAAAUUAUCUCAGAUAUCAAGUUUUAGAAAAGAAGAUAUUUUAUAUACUUUAGAACACAUGAAUGUUUUGGUUACUACUUCAAAUGAUGAAAUAAUAUUAUCAGGUAACAUUUUCAAUAAAUGGCUAAAAGAUAAUAAUGCAAAUACAAAUAAAAAUCUACUAGACACGAAAUCGAUUCGUUUGUAA